ACAAAAUCCAUAUCGACCAGCCAAACCAAAAUUGACUCAUAUUAAAAGCAUAUUACUAUAUAGCCUUAACCAAAUUAUACAUUUCUUCCAUCAAAAAUAAUGGCUUUCAUUCCUCAUGAUCAUGAAUACUAUAGUACUCGUGGCCUUUUCUCCAAUGAAUUCAUCAAUUCUUCUCUUGUUACUAAUCCUCUCCCACAAAUAUGUAAUUCCCAACCAAACUUAUUAGUAACCCCCUCACUUUAUGAUCAUAAUAUUAAUGAUCAACUACUCAAUAUCAAUUCACUAGCUCAUGAUCAUUAUGUGCCACCAUCAAUUUCAAUGAUGCCAUGGUUCCCUGAGCGCCUAGGGGUUUCGGACAUGACGGUGCCGGUGUUACUACCGGCAUCGUCUAAUUCGAGUGACUAUUCUUUGAAUAGUUCUACUCAUCAUCAUCAGGUUUAUGCAGCAGACAACAACAACAGUAAUAAUAAUAAUAAUCGAUGCGGCAGUCAACACCAUGAGGGUUGUGAAUCUUGGGAUGAAAAUACUGAUCAUGGUUUCGAAUCCAAUUUCUGGGCCUCUUGUCCUACCUCCAACAAUUGGGGAGCUCACAGGGAAACAAGUCCAAAACUCAAAGAAGCUCCAGCAAUGAAGAUCGGCAGGUAUUCAGAAGAGGAGAGAAAGGACAGAAUUCUUCGGUAUCUCAAGAAAAGAAAUCAAAGGAAUUUCAACAAAACUAUUAAGUAUGCUUGUCGUAAAACCCUAGCAGACAAACGUGUUCGAGUUCGUGGAAGAUUUGCUAAAAAUAAUGAAGCUUGUGAUGAUGAACUCCACAUGAAGGGAAAUGUUAAUUGCCAUGGAGAUCACAAGGAUGUUUUCUAUGAUAAUCCAUUAGUCCAGAUGAAACAUGGUGAUCAUUAUAAUGAGGAGAGUUGGUUAGAAGAGGCUAUGAUGUAUAUACCUUAUAUAGGUAGCUCCUAUGAUGGAAGUUUUAUGAGCUGAUGUUCAGCCAUUUGUUUAUUACACCACUACUUAAGUUCCUAUAUAAAGUUGAUGUACUAAUUAUUAUUUAUGAUUAAUAGUUAAGGUUCAGCUUCUUUAU
Molecule: messenger RNA, 1081 nt
Organism: Capsicum annuum
Lineage: Eukaryota; Viridiplantae; Streptophyta; Magnoliopsida; Solanales; Solanaceae
Exons: 4
Coding region: 100-981 (293 amino acids)
Biological process (GO): regulation of flower development
Cellular component (GO): nucleus
Molecular function (GO): protein binding
Source: RefSeq, a predicted model, not a curated record